Messenger RNA from Exophiala xenobiotica, 1932 nucleotides. RefSeq lists its product as uncharacterized. The transcript has 2 exons. Gene Ontology annotation, cellular component: nucleus. NCBI's taxonomy places the organism in Eukaryota, Fungi, Ascomycota, Eurotiomycetes, Chaetothyriales, Herpotrichiellaceae. Gene Ontology annotation, molecular function: methyltransferase activity. The record is from RefSeq and is a predicted model, not a curated record. Bases 1 to 1932 code for a protein of 643 amino acids.
AUGUCGAACAAAGUCAAGCAUGGUGCAAUAGCAAAAAGAAGCUCUACUCCUGGUCCAGGCAGCAGAAGCAACGGUCACCCUCCUCCGAACCGGAAACAAGUUAGAUUCGGAGAUGUAACAAUACAAACAAAUGCUCGACCCUUCAUGGAGCUGAUCAACAACGAGCAAGCUGGUUCGCGGCAGCAACCAUUGGUCAUUAUGGACGACGAAGGUCUGGACAACGAAGACCUCCACAUGCUGGACGACGAGGAUCUCCACAUGCUGGACGACGAGGAUCUCCACAUGCUCAAAGUGUACGGAAAUGACUCCCUAUAUAUCAACAUUCCAGACAUCCUAAAAGUCGAAGAUGCAGAUCCAGCUCUCGUGCUGAACCACUUGAGAACAUACCGGGAAGUCUCAAAGGAGAAUUGGAAAGACGAUCCAGGCCGCGAUGUGGAGCUCAGAGAUGGCACAUUCAUGCGCAUCCUGGCCAUGGACAUAGACGACAGUGGUGAGCGUUGGGUUAGAGGCCGAAGACUCUUCCCACAAAACACACGGGACCUUUUGAUGCCACCGACUGUUAGAGAGCUUGUAUGGGUUUCGUUUUUCGACCUCAGUGGCAAUGAACGCAAGAAAGAAGUCAGAGUCCGCUUCUCAGAGAUUUCGAGGACAUGCAAGAUCGUCUUUACCAAUUUGCCAUGCAAGGUCUUCAGCAAUCAGUGCAUGCCAAAUGGCGAGGAGGGGGGAUACCUUUUCUGCCGCUGGCGGAGAGUGCUUUCACCAAAGGAGAAAGAUAAUAAGGAGAAAGAUAAGAAGAUCAUGGUCCACAAGCACAGAUUUGGGGAAAUCGCGCGUCUCCAAGCCCAUCACGCAGAUGAUGAGCAUUUUCAGUUCAAUGGAGCAUCUAUCUGCUCUCGGACGGACCGUCCCGCAUUGCGACAAUACUGGCGCGGACCAAAACACUGCACACUGAAAGGGACUGCACUUCUAGAAGUCGCAGACGACAUAUUAGAGCAGAAGUACACGUUCGGAGAUGCCUUUUGCGGUGCUGGAGGCGUGACUCAAGGGGCAACAAGUGCUGGACUUGAACCUCGAUUCGCAGUCGACUUCUGCGCCUCAGCUGUCCAGACAUACCGCAAGAUGUUCGCUGGUCACCGUGACUUGGAUAUUCGAGGCGAGGAUAUCUAUAGCUUCAUCAGUGUUGCCAAGCGGACAGCUCGAUACGUCGUCGACAUCCUGCAUAUGAGCCCACCUUGCCAGCCAUUCUCACGCGCCAACACUAUUCCAAAUCUUUCCAAGAAUGAAAAAAACACCAAUACCCUUCUUGCCGUAGGCGACCUCCUUGAGGUCUGCAAGCCACGUAUCGUCACACUCGAGGAGGCCGAUGGGUUCUUGGACGAGAAACAUCGACUGUGGUUCCGCAAGCUUCUCUCAUUCUUUGUCGAAAUGGAGUACAGUCUGGAGUGGAGAUGCGUUUGGUUGAAACACUAUGGCGUUCCACAGUCGAGAAAGCGGCUGAUCAUAAUCGCUUCUGGACCUGGAGAAGAGCUCAUUGACUUUCCUGCACCAACGCAUGGGUCGGAGCCAGGGUUGAUGCCCCUGCCAAGCAUAGGUGAAGCAAUUGCAGACAUUCCGCGCGAUCCUAAGCUCCAUGAUCUUGAAAAAGCCACGCGCUUUUCAGAAGAGAAAGCAGAGAUUGAUCCGACUGGCGUCGCCGGCACUCUUACGUGCAAUGGUGGAAUGAACGUGUACCAUCCAAGUGGCGAACGCAACUAUACACUGGGCGAGUUGGCAGCUUUGCAGACGUUCCCACCAGGAUAUGCCUGGUCUGGCACUGAGGGGGACAUCAAAAAGCAGAUUGGCAAUGCUGUGCCUCCAGCAUUCGCCCAGAAGUUGUUUGCAUGGAUUAGGAGUAGGAUGAUGGCAGCGGAUGAGGCUGAGAUGCGUGGAUAG